Molecule: messenger RNA, 4324 nt
Organism: Schistosoma spindalis
Lineage: Eukaryota; Metazoa; Platyhelminthes; Trematoda; Strigeidida; Schistosomatidae
Source: the annotation of a GenBank genome assembly
AUUGAACUUUUUAUCAAAUAAUCAUUGUAUGAGUGUUACACAUGAAAGUUUAGUUUGCAUCAUAGACUGCAGUUUAAGAGUUCGCGGGCAUCUGGGACCGUCAUCUAUGAACGCAACAGUGUAGCGCAGAUGUUCGAGGCUUGGAGGUGGCGGAGAUUUCUGUUUUAUUGCGUAGCCGAAAAAUACGCCAAUGAUUCGUUUCCCCAGUGGGACUGUUGAUAGUCUCUCUUGCUUCUUAUCUAUCCCACAUACCUUGCUUAGUGCCUCUCCUCUUAAUCCCGGAGGACUGACCGUGCAAGGUAUUGAUGGUUCACCUUCCGGUCUCCCUUUCGCAGGACACACUCCUUUUGUUAGGAACCUAUGUUUGGGACUUAAUUUACCUAUCAUAAAUACCGCAAAUAUUAUUCCUCCUCUUAAUCUCGGGGUUGGCGUAGUACCUUCAGUUUCUUAUGCAUCUGCAGGGUGCCCAAACCCAGUUUUGUGUUAUCCUGCCUCAGUGACCCAAACGGCCCACUCAGUUAUUGAUUCUGGUUCAUCUGAUCCAUCUGUUCACACGAUUGUUCGUGGUCCAGUUAUGUACACAAGUGCUAGUAGUCGUGAUUUGAUUCAAAGAAGCAAUGAAAUUCAUUCUAGUAAUACAAAAAUUAAAGAAGAAAGUCCCCCUGAUCGUAUUGUAGCUUCUUAUGCUGCUGCAGCACAUGCAGCUGCAUUGGCUUGUCAUCAACCGAUUUCCAGAGCUGCUGAAGCUUACUUAGCCACAAACUCUUAUAACCGAUCACGUCAUUCUAAAAGACCUCGGGGAUUAAACCAUUUGUCUACUGUCACAAUAUCAACAACUUCGAAUACACUGUCUACUUUUGUCGAUACUGAAUCAAAUUAUAUUUCAUCAUCUAAUUUAUUAUCAGUCCCUUCUUCUGGAUCAUCACUUAUUUCAUCAGAAGCUAAUUAUGAAGAAUCUCAUAAAGGGUGGACUCGUCUAGUGAAUAGGAAAGCACAAAAUGUAGUGUACAUAACGUCUGAUGGUACUCGUCUACAUAACGUCGAUGAAGUAUACACAUAUUUAUCAACAAAAAAUUCAGAAUGUGAAGUUAAUUCCAGUAUAAAAGAAUUAAUCUCUGCUCAUUUCAUUUUUGCACCAACAAUCGAUGGUCCUUCGCUUGAGGAUACAUUAAAUUUUGUUCAUAGAUUACAGGGAUCUGUUUUAAAAAAUGAAUCAGUGAAUGAUAACGUUUCCCAAUUUAUAACAACUGUAUCAAGUAGUGUAAAUAAUGAUAUUGUUUCACAAGUCGUUAAAUCAUCAGAGGAAGUUUCCACCUGUCGUAUUACGUUCAACCCCGAUUAUUCAUCAAACUCUGACGUUCUGCCAGCAAAACGAUCAAAAUUAUCUGAUGAUUUACUUAGCUCAGAUUGUAAGCCAAAAGAGCCAUCUACAUUGAAGGAACAGUCCGUUAACUGUUUAGUCAAUACAACUCUCAGUGCAUGCCCUACACAGUCAUUUGUAUCAUCGAAUAGUUGUGAAUCGAAUAAUUUGUGUACUGAUGCACUGCAUACUUCAUCAAUUGAUCGAAUUCUUGAAGGACCAAGUGAUUUUGAAAAUAGUCAAUUCACUCACAAACAAAACUUGAAUAAUUUGGGUAAGAAUGAAGCUGAAAAUUAUGCAUCUUCGUCUACUUGCGUAUUUCCUGAUGAUAUAUCUUCCAGUCGAAUAAAACAAAGUCAGUUGCAGAAUGAUAGCGAAGUAGUUGCUAAACUUACCACUGAAACCCUUACAACUGGUGCCUUACGUACAUCGUUAGCAUCACUAACUACUGAGGUUGUUCCGUCCGUUAUAUCUCCGUCCAAGCAGAUUGGUGUAAAUGCUACAAAUUUUAGUUCAUCAGAUGCUACUAGUUCAUGUUUCGACCCAUCUCAGGCAAAUUUAGCUGCACUGAAUGUCUUGCCACAAAAUUCUGUUAAUCCUUUGUUCAUUGAACAAUUACUUGGAAUCAGUCAAAUGCGUCAUAUUCAACAUCCACAGCAGCUUAAUCAUCAUUUGUGUUCAGGCAUCACGGUCACAGUACCGACACAGAACAUCAUAGAAAACUAUCCAUUUGGUGUUUUAGCUAGUCAGUCUCUAUCAAAUCCUAUUUUAUCAUCUUUAACAGCUGAAUGGCUUUCAAAUCUUCGUUCAUCCACACAACAAUCGAUAACUAGUAGUACUCUUCCAGAGUUGACACUGAAUUCAGCUAUUGACAAUUUAAAUGCAACUUCUGUUCUUCAGCAAUAUCAACAACGACAACAUUUCUUAACUCUGGCAGCCUUACAAAAACAUCAGCAAAAUCAAGCACUAGCCUUGAUUCAAAAUGCUGUCUUGCUCCAACAACAACAAAGAAAUAAUAAUGUGGCAAACGCUGCUGCACUUGUCCUACGUCAACAACAAGAGCAGCAGUUGGCAGUAGCUUCCUUACAAGCCCAAAGUUAUAUAGCUGCUUUGCAACAGCAGUUUACUAAUUCACAUACCUAAAAUAGACUUCUCAUUACCCCAUUAAUAAUACCAUAUAUAAGUAGGAGAUUGAUUUAUUCACACCGUUCCUUAUUGGUAUGUUGUAUAUCACACAUAUCUAUUGACAAAUGUCUUUCUCAUUUGAUUCCUUUUUUAUUGAUUUUCUCCUUGCAUUGUGCUUACGCUAGUCGGAUGUAUUAACAGUGAUAAUAAUAGUGAUAUUUGGUAAUACUAGUCGCGCCUCAAAGGUAUACUUGUAUAUGUACACAUAUUGACACUGGGAUUUCUGCUUCUUUUGCAUUUCUUUUCUUUUAAGUAAACACUUCUAUUCAUUUUGAGUUUGUAACAGUGCUUUAUAACUACAGCACUGACUCCAUUACCAUUUGGUCCUGUAUUUAAAUGUUAUGUUGUAAUUAUACUUUCCUCUCAAAUCUUUUUUCGUAGUAUAUUUAUAUAUUGUACUAUUUGAUCAUUCUUUGCAUAGCUAUGUUUUUUAGGUGUUUCUGUGCGUUCGUUUCCAUUUGUAUUCUGUUUUUCUUUGUUUAUAAUAUUCUCUCUCUCUAGCUGCCAUCAUACUAUUUUAUCUAAUCAUACUUUGAACUUCUUGUGUUAUUAUUAUUACUAAAGACGGCAUAGAUAACUGAUACACUCUUUUUUCGUAUUUAACUAGUUUCGCAUUCUGUUAAUACCAUAUAGCUGAAUCUAUCAUUUCAGGUGUUGUUACAUAAAUGGAAGAUAAUAUGUGCUAAGCUAUUUUUCACAAUGGGUGGCAGCCUUCUUAUAAGUAAUAUAUACUGAACGAAAUUAUAUUAGUAAGAAAGUGUAAUGCUUUUAGUAGUGGCCCAGUUAAAAAAUGAUCAGUUUCCUUGUACUACUGUCUGAUACUCAUCUACUGAAGAUACUUACUUUGUAUGCUUAUGUUAAUUUCUGUGAACUGGAUAGUUUAAUUAUCCAGCUUUCAUUGUCCUUGGCAACAUCAACAUUUGAUCCAAGUGGAAGCGCAUUUUUCAGAUUAUUCUGAAAUGGUGAAUACAUCCUGUUUUGAAUAGCUUCGUUUGCGACAGGUUGUCUUCGUAGGUGUUUGUAGUCUUUACCUUCCGUUCGAGAGAAAAAAAUCAUUAUUACAAAUCAGAUUAAGUGUUUAGUCAAAGAUCGCUUGAUAUGUGCAUUGUUGUGAAUAAAGUAUGGUAAAGUUUCGUGAAUGUCGUAAUUUCUCAGAUAUUAGUCUCGAGGAACAUAAGACAGCUGUUUGUCACAGUAUGGAAAUCCAUAGUGGUAUGUACCCACAACCCCUUAGUUCUCGUGACAAGUGCUAGAUUAUUAAGGCCACCUGAUUUCCGUUCUGUAGUAUAAGUUUGCAACUUUAAUUGUGAUAUAGUAAGACGAUAGUUCCAAUACCACUGGUACCAACUGUUUAACUCCUGACUUGUAGACGCUCCGGGAGCAAAUCAUUGAUACUUCAGGAAGUCAUCUCUAAGUAACUGAACCGACCUACAAUCUAUGAUAUAUCAGAAGACUAAAGAAAUGGUAAGUCGCAAAACUAAUUUAUCGUUUAUUAUUGUAUAAACACUUACUGUAUACUUGUGGUGUGAACUACUUAUAUCGACAUAAGUAGUAUAUAACGAUGGUCAAGCGUAGAAUGUGUUUCAGUAGAAAGUCGAUAAGGAAAGAACAGAAACGCAACGCAAUUGGUAUGAAAAUGUAUGAACAAUGAAAUCUGAGACAGUGGACUGAUAUUUGCAAAAGAACAGUCAAGUUUGAGACGAGUUAACUAUUUACUAUAUGGUUCUCAAAUUUCAUUGAGAUACUGUAAUUUAAUGUCAAAUACAUUCGAUUGUCCCC